AUGCCGGCUUUUACUCUAUAUGGCGCUCGCGGCUCGACAAAUACCGACCGGGUCCGUUUGACACUUGCCGAAGGUGACUUUACGGAUUACGAACUCGUGUUUCUAAACCUUCAGAUAGGAGAGCAAAAGUCCAAAGAACACACGAAACGUCACCCAUGGGGUAAAAUACCCGUAUUGACCUUCCCCGAUGGUUUCACUCUCUACGAGAGUCGUGCAAUCUGCAAAUACAUCGCAAAGAAGUACUCCUUUCCUCUUCUACCACCGGACUCCGACGUCGAAGCUGCGGCGCUGUUCGACCAGGCGCAGUGCACAGAAAUGUCCUACUUCGCAGAACCUGCAGGUAGAAUCGCCUUCGAGAAAUUUGUCAAAAAGUUUAUUGGACUGCCUCCUAAUGAAGCUGUUGUCUUGGAUGCACUGCGGUCGGUUGAGAUGUUUUUCGAUGUUGCGGAACGUCUCUUACACGACAGGGAAUACAUGGCUGGAAAUGACUUCACUCUCGUGGACAUCUACUACAUUCCGUUAAUCCAAAGACUUUUUGUAUGCGGAUAUGGAGAUAUUAUUGUUAGUCGCGAAGCAGUGAGUGCUUGGUGGGAGCGCUGCAUGAAUCGGCCAGCCAUACAGAGGAUGCUGGCCACUGACAAGGAGGCUGCGCUAGUUGUGGAUACGAAGAGGAACAGCUACAUGUUGCUGCUUAAAUAUCUUGAUAAUGAUGUACCCCAGAGCUGA
Messenger RNA from Talaromyces atroroseus, 726 nucleotides. RefSeq lists its product as hypothetical. The transcript is spliced from 3 exons. The record is from RefSeq and is a predicted model, not a curated record. Gene Ontology annotation, cellular component: cytoplasm. Bases 1 to 726 code for a protein of 241 amino acids. Gene Ontology annotation, molecular function: glutathione binding; glutathione transferase activity. Lineage: Eukaryota; Fungi; Ascomycota; Eurotiomycetes; Eurotiales; Trichocomaceae.